Molecule: messenger RNA, 555 nt
Organism: Colletotrichum aenigma
Lineage: Eukaryota; Fungi; Ascomycota; Sordariomycetes; Glomerellales; Glomerellaceae
Exons: 1
Coding region: 1-555 (184 amino acids)
Molecular function (GO): acyltransferase activity, transferring groups other than amino-acyl groups
Source: RefSeq, a predicted model, not a curated record
AUGACAGUCUCUCACCCCCAACCACCACUCUCCUUCCGCCCCGCCACCCCCGCCGACAUCCCGCUCCUCCUCCCGCUCAUCCGCUCCGCCUACCGCGGGCUCUCCUCGCGCAAGGGCUGGACGACGGAGGCGGACCUCGUCGCGGACCAGCGCAUCGACGAGGCGGGGCUGCUGGGCAAGAUCGCCCACCCGGACGGGGUGGUGCUGCUGGUCACGGACGGGGACGCGGGCGCGCCGCUCUCGUGCUGCGAGGUGCUCCGCAAACCGGACGGGAAGACGGCGUAUUUUGGGCUGUUUGCGGUUGAUCCGGAGAGGCAGGCCGGCGGGGUCGGACGGAGGGUGUUGGGGUAUGCGGAGGAGUUUGCGCGGCGGGAGUGGGGGGUGGGGAGGAUUGAGAUGUGGGUUAUUUGGGUUAGGGAGGAGCUGAUUUCGUGGUAUGAGAGGAGGGGGUACAGGAGGACGGGGGAGAGGAGGGAGUUUCCGUAUAAGGAGCUGGUGGGGGGCGAGGCGUUGAGGGAUGAUUUGUAUUUUGUGGUGUUGGAGAAGGAGUUGUGA